CAAACACCGCAAAGCCCAUUCAUUCAUCCAUUGUGCCAUUGAAGAGUGUUACUGCUAUUCUCUUGUUCAACCAUGCUUCCCUCAAUGCGUCUCACAUCCCGUCUGGGUCUGCGCCUGGUGCGCUGGAACUCCACUGCUGGUCCGACUCUGCCGCCUUUGAUGACCGCAUUGAGAACCGAUCUCAAGACUGCCAUGCGAGCUAAGGAUACGCCUAGGUUGAAUGUCCUUCGCGCUCUCAUCUCCGAAACCAACAACGCCGCCAAAACCAACUCGCCCAUCCAGACUGACCUCCAACUCUUGUCUCUGAUCCGCAAGCGCAUUUCUGCUUCGAAGGAUGCUGCUAAAGAAUUCGAGUCUGAGAAGCGGCCUGACUUGAAGGAAACUGAGGAUCGUCACAUUGCGAUAUUGGAAGAAUAUGGCGCCCAGGUGAAGACCAUGAGCGUGGACGAUAUCAAGACGAUCGUUGCUGCGGAACUUGCCAAGUUGAAGGAGACGGGCAAGAAGGUCGAGGUUGGAUUCCUACUCAAGUCUCUCUUUUCCCCUGGAGGAGCCCUGGAUGGCAAGCCCGCCGAGAGAUCCGAAGUUGCAAGAAUUGCCAAAGAAGCGGUUUCUUCCGCGUAAGGGCUGACGAGAAAAUGUAUAAUAACUACCUGUAUAAUACGCAUACCUAGACCAAUUGCCUGGUUCCCCCCUCAAUGAAAUGCAUACGACGG
Messenger RNA from Aspergillus costaricaensis CBS 115574, 713 nucleotides. RefSeq lists its product as uncharacterized. The coding region runs from base 73 to 621 and encodes 182 amino acids. The transcript has 2 exons. Gene Ontology annotation, cellular component: mitochondrion. Lineage: Eukaryota; Fungi; Ascomycota; Eurotiomycetes; Eurotiales; Aspergillaceae. Gene Ontology annotation, molecular function: carbon-nitrogen ligase activity, with glutamine as amido-N-donor. The record is from RefSeq and is a predicted model, not a curated record.